CGGCCACGCAGUGCCGCGUGUUGGAAUUGGUAUCGGGAGUAGCCAAAAAUGGUGCAGCACAUAUAGUAUGUAUGUACUUUAUAUUACUGCAUCUUUGACGUUUAUAAAACCGUUGAUUUCCAAUGUUACAGGUUUGUCUCACACUAGACGUUGAUGACGUUAUUGGCUGCCGCCGGAAGUGGUCGUUUGAAAUUGUAGUUCGCCACUACGUCCGCAUAUCAGCAGAAACCAGUUGUAACGCUGCUUCGGAUAUGGAUGACGCAAGGAUUAACAAAGAGGCUGCAGCGGGUAAAGAUGGGGAACAAAGUGGGCCAUCUCACGAGUUUGUGAAAAGCGAAGCCUCAAGUCCAAAGCAACAAAGUCCUGCUGAUAUUUCCCCAUCUGCAUCUCCCGAGGCCAGUGGAUUGUUGUCAUUGCCAUGGGAGAUGGUAUCCCAAAUUGUGUCACACCUUCCGGCUCAUUGUGUCAUUUCUGUGCUACCAAAGGUUUGUUGUGCUUUGCGCAAUGUCGGGAAGGAUAGCACAGCCUGGCAGCUGCGGGCGCGCAGACUCAUCGGGUCUAACGUUAGCUUUCCAGUUGGGCCAAGGGAAGACUUCGACUGGCCCAUUGCUUGCUUGGAGAUGGAGAAACUGAUUUCAUGCUGGUCCAGCGUCGCACAGGUUGUGACAAGGGAGCCUCAAGAUUCUGCGGCGGACCAAGUAAGGGCCUUGCAAGAUGGGUUACCAGCGGCCGAGGGACAAGAAGAUGAUGGAGCGGAUGUUCUAGAACCGGAGAGAGUUGGAGUGCUUGAGGAAGCAUAUAAUGGUGAGGAAGGAGUGGUAUUCGGCGAGGAGCAUCUGGUCCAGUUGAGGGAAGUACUGGAUGAAAGAUUAGAAGAUCAUCAAGAACCAGUGAUCGAGGAAGUUGAGGAUCACCCAAUUUUAUUUGAAGGCCAAAAUGACGCUCCUGAUCAUCAGCAGGGGGAUCUUGAGUUUCAGGGUAAUGGAGGACAUGUAGAAGUAGAGCAUCAACCCUCCAGAGGUCCGAGUCCACCCCCAGAACUUGAGUGCAUCACUGUACUUUCAGGACAUAUUGGGGCGAUCAACUCCAUCCUCUUAUUGGGGGGUGAUGGGGCUGUUUGUGCCACGGGCUCCAGAGAUUGGGAUGUUAAACUUUGGAAUUUACAGGCAGACUCUGGCAACAUGCUUAUGCAUACCUUGACAGGCCAGGGCCACUUCAACACUCAUCAGGGCUGGGUGUGGUGUUUGGCAUCUCAGGGACCCCUUCUGGCUUCGGGGGGCUCUGACGAAACUGUGAGGUUGUGGGACCUCCAAGCUUGUGGGGCAGAGAGGGGCGUGAUCAAGACUGAAGCUGUCGUCAUCUGCAUGUCUUAUCUGCCAGAUGUAUUGCUGGCUGGUACUUUUAAUAAGAAGAUCCAAAUGUAUGACCCUAGAGCUGCUGUUCCAUUGGUGAAAACCCUUAAACACCAUAGCAAUUCUGUCCUGUGCCUGGCAGCAGACGAUAAGUACGUAAUAUCUGCGAGUAGAGACAACACUGUGGUCGUCCAUGAUCGCAGGGCAGACAAGAGAUUGAUUAAAGUUCGGCUGCGCUCUUACCUGCGUUCCAUGAGCUAUAGUGGCAGCGAGAUUUGGGGAGGUGACUUAAAGGGCAAACUCCGUUGUUUUUCCAUAAAGCAAGGGAUCAUAAAACGCCUGUCAUGGUUCGAUGUGGGGCACACAGCUAUGAUCACAGGCAUUAACAAGUCACCUGGAAGCCUCUAUACGUGUUCCUCUGAUUUUACUGUCAAGGUGCACAUCCCUUGUGGGCCUCCAAAGACAUUAUGCACGAUGCGACACCAAGAAGGAGUCUUAGGGCUGAGUGUGGAGGCUGGAGUCCUUGCUGUUGCCUUGGGGAAUAUGUGUGUAGAAAUCUGGAGACCCACAAAGAGUGAGACUUGAAAUUCGAGUUGGACACACCUUAGUGUCCUUCACAAUACUGUUCCAACCUGUAAAGUGAUGAAUGUUUUCAGCACUUCUCUUUAAAUAUACUUGAUGUACUCUUUAGAUACAAGUCUUGAAAAUGGCUAUGCAGGAUCUUUAAGUUGAGAAAAUAAGGUGACAUUUAAAAAUAGAUCUCUUAUUUGUAUAGAAAGGCACAUUUUAAAUUAUCUUCAUAUAAGGUCAGUCUGUAAUUGAGUUUACAGUAUACUAUGUAUACCAUAUGGUGUAUAUUUGAAUGUAUGUGUUUGUCUAUAUAAUACACUAUAUACAAUUUCAUUUAAUAAAUUCAGAAUGUUGUUGAAAGUUUAUAUUUGUUUCAAUAAGUGAAACUUAAUUUUUUUUACACAGCUUCAUUAGCCACCUAAUUGCAAUGAAAAAUCGAUUUUCUCAUGUAACAUUCUAAUUUCUUGAGUUGGUAAGAUUUGGGUUUCUUAUGACUAAUUUAUUACAAAAGUGAAAAAUAAAGUGAUGAAAUGCUUCAUGUUGUUUAGUAAAUCUCUAAGUCUUGACCAGGACAGACCUAGGCUUUCAUGUUGACUGCAAAAUGCGCUGUCAAUCAACACCACCUUUGGUCAUCAUUUUGUGGCUGUAAAGUCACGCAGCAAGGAGGAUUAACGAUUGCUUUGUGAUUAAAGAAGGUGGCAAUUACUAUUUUUUUGACUUUGUAUUUUUUUCCUUCUUGGUAAAUAUAAUUUAGAUACAUUUAUAUUUCGUUGGGUUGUCUCUGAUAUUAAAGC
Molecule: messenger RNA, 2716 nt
Organism: Corythoichthys intestinalis (scribbled pipefish)
Lineage: Eukaryota; Metazoa; Chordata; Actinopteri; Syngnathiformes; Syngnathidae
Gene: fbxw9
Product: F-box and WD repeat domain containing 9
Exons: 8
Coding region: 123-1937 (604 amino acids)
Cellular component (GO): catalytic step 2 spliceosome
Molecular function (GO): RNA binding; protein binding
Source: RefSeq, a predicted model, not a curated record